AUGAAUGGCGCCGACAUCAAGAAGGCGGCCAUCAACAAGGCAAAGGCGGUCGCGCAGGCGGCCAACGGCAACAGCGGCAAGGCGAAGCGGCGGAAGGGCCAGGACCUGAAGCCCAUCAUCACCACCGAGGGGCAGGGCGCGCAGCACAGACAUUCCACCCCCCCUCCUCCCCCGCUAACGCCCCGCAGCACCACGGCGUCGCCGCUGCAGCAGCACAAGAUGCACGCCGCCCCCCCCAGCCACUCGCCCGACAGCGACUCGUCGUCGCUCGACGAGGCCGACAACACGGCCGACGAGGAGGACAGCGAGGACUACUGCAAGGGCGGCUACCACCCCGUCCAGGUCGGCGAGCAGUACAAGGAGGGCAAGUACACCAUUGUGCGCAAGCUGGGCUGGGGCCACUUCUCCACCGUCUGGCUGUCGCGCGACAACGCCACGGGCAAGCACGUCGCCCUCAAGGUCGUCCGCUCCGCCGCGCACUACACCGAGACGGCGCUCGACGAGAUCAAGCUGCUCAACAAGGUCGUCGAUGCCAAGGAGCUCCACCCGGGCCGCAAGCACGUCGUUAGCCUGCUCGACUCGUUCAACCACAAGGGCCCCAACGGCGUCCACGUCUGCAUGGUGUUCGAGGUGCUCGGCGAGAACCUGCUCGGCCUGAUCAAGCGCUGGAACCACCGCGGCAUCCCCAUGCCCCUCGUCAAGCAAAUCACCAAGCAGGUCCUGCUGGGCCUCGACUACCUGCACCGCGAGUGCGGCAUCAUCCACACCGACCUGAAGCCCGAGAACGUCCUGAUCGAGAUUGGCGACGUGGAGCAGAUUGUCAAGGCCUAUGUCAAGGAGGACCCCAAGAAGAAGGACGGGCCCGACGCCAGCGACCGCAACGGCCGUCGCCGGAGGCGCACCCUGAUCACCGGCAGCCAGCCGCUGCCCAGCCCGCUGAACGCCAGCUUCAACCACGCAGACCUCGCCAGCUUCCCCGGCAGCGCCCAGAGCCUCAACAAGGUCAUGAGCGAGAGCACAGGUAAAGAGUCCCCCACGGCUGUGCCGAGUCCCGCUUCCUCACAAGACGGUUUUGUAAUGAGUGGCGCUCUAGGCACUUCGUCGCAGUCCUCCGGCAUGUCCAUGGCAGAGCGCCUCGGCCUGAAGCCCUCGGCCAGCGAGGACGAGGUGCAGCAGCAGCGCGAGAAGACAGCCGACCUCCUCACCAGAGAAGUGUCCGGCAUCAGCCUCGACAAGCAGUCGACAAACUCCAACGAGAAAUCCACCGCAAACACACCCGACCUCGCAUUCGAGAAGAUCUCGGUCAAAAUCGCCGAUCUAGGAAACGCCUGCUGGGUCGGCCACCACUUCACAAACGACAUCCAGACGCGCCAGUACCGGUCGCCCGAGGUCAUCCUGGGCAGCAAGUGGGGCGCCAGCACCGACGUCUGGAGCAUGGCUGCCAUGACGUUCGAACUCAUCACGGGCGACUACCUCUUCGACCCGCAGUCGGGCACAAAAUACGGCAAGGACGACGACCACAUUGCGCAGAUCAUCGAGCUGCUCGGCACGUUCCCCAAGUCGCUCUGUCUGUCGGGCAAAUGGAGCCAGGAGAUCUUCAACCGCAAGGGCGAGCUGCGCAACAUCCACCGUCUGCGCCACUGGGCGCUGCCCGACGUACUCCACGAGAAAUACCAUUUCCCCAAGGACGAGGCAAAGGAGAUUGCCUCCUUCCUGCUGCCCAUGCUCGAGCUCCUGCCCGUUGAUCGCGCCAAUGCGGGGGGCAUGGCUAGCCACGAAUGGCUCAAAGACACCAAGGGCAUGGAGGGCGUGGAUCUGGGCAUCACGUGUCGCAGCAAAGGCGAGGGGAUCGAGGGGUGGGCCACGGAGAUCAAGAAGACGAGGUGA
Messenger RNA from Didymella exigua CBS 183.55, 1887 nucleotides. RefSeq names its product serine/threonine-protein kinase SRPK2. Gene Ontology annotation, molecular function: ATP binding; protein kinase activity. The coding region runs from base 1 to 1887 and encodes 628 amino acids. The record is from RefSeq and is a predicted model, not a curated record. The transcript has 4 exons. Lineage: Eukaryota; Fungi; Ascomycota; Dothideomycetes; Pleosporales; Didymellaceae. Gene Ontology annotation, biological process: regulation of mRNA processing; spliceosomal complex assembly; protein phosphorylation.